GCUCCUCCUCUGUCUCCCUCGGGCUCGUCGACGAGCGAUUCCCAAACUUUCCGUGUUCCAGCUUCCUGGAGCUCUUGUGUUCUUUCCUUCUGUGGAGCAGGGUGGCCCAGUGGUGACCGAUGCUGGAACCCGUGCAAUAUAAAUGAAGUGUGCAACAGAUGGUAGAGAUGACCGAGCCGGCGGACAGACCUCUGACCCCGUUAUCCACUCCCGAGCAACUCCUCAACAGGGACUCCCGGGGGAAUCGGGCUGAGGUGGAGAAUGGAGGAGAGAGGUGGAGAGGAAGGUUACCUACAGACCUCCAGCUGUGUGUGGACGCAGAGUCAGACCCCUCAGAGAGCAAGAGGAAACCAGCCAGCCUGAGAGUGAAACCUGUGGAGCAGCUUUCACCAAUGCUGAGCACGAGCGACUUGGAAACCAAGUUUGAAAGGAAGAAAUCGCCGCCCAUUCAGUUAUCGAAGACAAAUACCCACUAUCACAAAUUAUUCAAGGACGUCAGCAAAGAUGAGUUGCUCAAACAAAGUUACACGUGUGCCUUGCAGAAAGACAUGUUAUAUCAGGGCAAAAUGUUUGUCUCUGAUAACUGGAUCUGCUUCCACUCCAAAGUCUUUGGCAGAGACACCAAGAUCUCAAUCCCAGCGAUGUCUGUGACAUUCAUCAAAAAAACCAAAACCGCAUUAUUAGUGCCAAACGCCCUUGUGAUUGAAACUACAAGUGACCAGCAUGUGUUUGUGUCCUUCCUGUCUCGAAACACCACCUACAAACUGCUCAAAUCCAUCUGCAUUCAUCCCGAGGUGGAAAAGACUUGUAACAGCCCCGUCCCGUCUUCCUGUGAAAACAGCUUCAGAGUCAGCAGCUCGUCGUCUCUUCCGCUGGACUUUUCCAGAGACUUCUCUGACCUGGAUGGGGUGGUGCAGCAGCGACGACAGGAGAUGAUGGAGAGCAGCAGCUCCGGUUCUCAAACUCCAGAUUAUGACAAAAUAACUGAUUUCAGCGGCCUCCCAGGCUCAUUUCUGAGUGCGGUGAAGAGCGGAGAGGUUUCAGUCCACGCAGACAUUCACCUUCAGACCCCAGGCCAAAAACACAGACCUCCACUCAACAACGGGUCAGCCAAGCCAACCCAACGAGUAGUCACGCUCAAUGACAAAUCCUCUCAGCCCAAGUCGUUACAGGCCAUCCUCCUAAUCUAUUUGGUGUUAGUUACUGUUCUCGUCUUGUCCUCCUGUUACAUGGCUUUCAAGAUUGUGGCUCUCGAGCAUCGUUUGAACUCCUUGGUUUCCAUUGGGGAACACAUCAGAAACGAAAAUGCAGUGAGCCACAGGUCCCAGGAUCAAGUGAAUGCUGAGGUCUAUGGAGAACUGUCCACCAACCUGUUCAAGCUAGAAAAGAUUCAAAGAAACCUGCGGAAGCUACUUGAAGAGACUUGAAGAAGACUGUUGUCUGUUGGUCUGCACAGAGGCUUUAUCUUUUAUUAGACGUGAUGGGCAAACUCAUAGACUGUAUAUUAAGAUGAACGUGUUUCCACUUCCUCUCUCUAUCCAAAGUAUCUCAGAUACAAAAUCUGCCAUCUUGCGCAUUUGGAGCAAGAGUCUGAAGGUUAGUGAUCAGGGAAUGGAGCCGUGGUAACGAGGUCCCGCUGAUACACGCGCUCAACCAAUCACAAGUCAGCCUCAGCUUCACCACAUUUAAAAGCAUCAAAUAACUUAACUAAAACCAAACAUGUGAAAAGAACUACCUUCUUUGACUUUUAAGAUUGACCCAUAUCACAUCCACUAACAUGGAGGAGGCAGGGUUUAUGAUCUAUACUGCAGUCAGCCAUCAGGUGGCGAUCUACCUGCUUUGGCUUCACUAUUGGGGAGCAGUCAUGUCAUCCAUCUUCAUACACAGCAACCACAGGCUGACCUCUGUAGAUCAGAUUAGGCAGUAGAUCUGAUGCCAAAGCCCGGACAGCUCAUUCAGAAAGUUUUCUCAAACUGGUGUGAACGUCAUCUUAAAUUGUGCAAUAUCUUUCCCUUUCCACUCAGGACUAUUUUAUGCUAGAGGUGAAAAGCGUGUUAGUGUGUGCCAGUGUUAGUGAAGUGACAUUUUGAAGCCUAUGUGUAGCACUUAUGUGAGCGCUUUGAUUUUACAUUUCACAAGAGUAGGAUUUAGUUUUUAAGAGGGUAUCUGGGUGUAAAGGUCGUAUAUGACUGGUUUUACAAACAUUUCAGAAAAGGUCAACUUGUGCUGUUUUAAUGUUCUUUAGUUUUAACCUUGUUGCCAAUAAAUUAUAUUUAUGUUA
Molecule: messenger RNA, 2281 nt
Organism: Hippoglossus stenolepis (Pacific halibut)
Lineage: Eukaryota; Metazoa; Chordata; Actinopteri; Pleuronectiformes; Pleuronectidae
Product: GRAM domain-containing protein 2B
Exons: 14
Coding region: 159-1427 (422 amino acids)
Source: RefSeq, a predicted model, not a curated record